Messenger RNA from Drosophila obscura, 13123 nucleotides. RefSeq lists its product as uncharacterized. Gene Ontology annotation, cellular component: plasma membrane; exocytic vesicle. Gene Ontology annotation, molecular function: neurexin family protein binding; small GTPase binding. Lineage: Eukaryota; Metazoa; Arthropoda; Insecta; Diptera; Drosophilidae. Gene Ontology annotation, biological process: exocytosis; intracellular protein transport. The record is from RefSeq and is a predicted model, not a curated record.
GCCCACCGGUCCGAGGAUCAAGGCCUCCGCAUUAAAAGUCAACUGUGGAUGACUGACGCCGCGGGGGGCAAACGGGCAAUUUAGUAACUUUCCUCCGUUAAUUUGCAUACAACAAAAGGCACAAAAAAACCACCUGCUAAUUCUCGCACAGACACAGACACAAAUUCAGAUAUAGAUACACACAGAGUCGCUCCGGAAUUCAGAAUUCAGCAUCCAGAAUCGCAUCGCGGUCAUAGAAAUCGGUGUAGCAUGUCAAGUGGACGCAGCGCACGCCUACCGCCCACGCCCUCGCAUACCACCAACAACAAGCACCGGGUGGCAGCCGCAGCCGCAGCAGCAGCAGCAGCGGCGGCAGCUGCCUCAGAGCCCAACAGCAACAGCAUGAUGCAGUACAGCAGUAGCCAUGCCACAGCCCCCACCUCGGCGGCCGCCACAGCUGCAACGUCUGCCAUGGGAAUGGGUGGGGGCAUGGGAGUGGGCGGGGGCAUGGCCAUGGGCAUGGCUGGUGGCAUGGGUAUGGGUGGCAUGGGAUUGGGCAGCAACAUGUCCGUCGGCGUUCCACCAUUCAACCUUGGCUCCGGCAUGGGCAUGGGCAUCUCCACUGUCAGCGAUGCCAGCGUCAGCGUGGAGCGCAUACCCGUCGACACCAUCGAUGCCCUGGGACCCGAGCUGGCCGUGGCCACCACACAGAUGCUCGAGAAUCUCUCCGAGAAUGAGCGCAAGAUGAUCAUCGAGGUGCUCAACAGGGAUGAGUCGGUGCGACAGCGAGAUGCCACCAGAAUGAUGCUCUUGCGCGCUGAAUUGUAUUCGCUGAGGCGCAAGGGUGCGGCUAAGGUCGUUGGUGGAGGAGUGCAGCCACACGAUGCCACACAACAACCACAACAACAACAACAGCAUACAAUGCAGCAAAAUCAACAACAACAACAACUACAGAUCGAACAACACACCAACAAUUACAACGCACACAACGACAUGAGUCGGCACUGCGCUCGCUGCACCACCGAACUGGGCCGCAUCACGAACCGCGGCGCCCCCUGCCGCGUCUGCAAGCUGCGCGUGUGCAAAGCCUGUCGCGAGUUCACAUCGCGCACCACGGAUUGGGUGUGCGUGGUGUGCCACAAGCAAAUGGAGAUACAGAGCGCCAGUGGAGAGUGGAUUAAGGACGCCUAUGCCGUGGGCUCCUGCAGUGCCGUCGACCAUCUGACCACCAGCGAUGCGCUGAGGAAGAGCAUGCGACGUUCCUGGACCAUAUCGAACCCCGAGGACGACCCGAAUAAUCCCAAUUCCCAGCAGCCAGUGGCCGAUAAUUUGUACCCACAGCAGCAGCACCUAAUCGAGGCCCAGUCCGCCGGCAGCUACCCGACCCUGCACCCGCUACACCAGCAUCAGCACCAGUUGCCGCAGCAGCCACGUCCGGCACACGGCAUCGGCUACAACAGCGGCACUGCCACGCCCACGACCAGCAGCAAGUGGCAGCUGGGGCGUCGGGUCCUGCGUCAGUCGACGCUGCCGAGCACCCUCAACAACGACCCCACCCUGAGCGGCAGCGGAUCCAAUCUGGCCAACUACAAUUCCGUGAACCUCACGGCGCCCACAUCGCCGCAUCAGCAUCAGAAGAGUCCGCUCUAUCCGGGCGCCUACAACAGCGACGACAUUAUCCACAUGAAUACGGCAGCCGGAGUGGCAGUGUCAGUGGGCGUGGGCGUUGGGGCAGGAGGAGACUGCGACAACUACGCACAACAGCAACAGCAGCAACAGCAACAGCAGCAGCCACAGCUGGAGGGCACGCCCACGCAUCACCGUCUGCAGGUGCGGCGACAAUCGACGCUGCCAGCCCAGCCCACGCCAGCCAUUUACAUGUCCACCUCCCCGAACCGCUACAGCCGCUCCCCGGAGCGCUCUCCGGGCGAGCAGCAGCGCUAUCCGCCGUUCAUGCGGCAGACCUCCUUCCCGGAACCCCCGAGCACCUAUCACCGCACAAAGCUGCUGCCCAGCACCGCCAAUCUGCCGGCCUCGCAAUCAUCCCAGCAGCCGCCAGUGUCGGUGUCCGGGCCAGGCUCAGGACCAGCGCCACCCCUCAAUUACGAGUCGCAGGCGUCGAGCAUGGCCAGCGAUGAGAUGGACUACGCCCAGCCCACCCAGCCGGGUGGACCGGGUGGACCGGGUGGACAGGGACCGCUGCCCAAGCCGCGGAUGACGCGCCAGGCCACGCUGCCAAAUCCGGAGCAGCACGUGAAGCUGCUGCCGACGUCACCGCCCAAGCGACAGACCUCUCCGCAGUAUCGCCGCUCGCCGGAGUUCAUGCGCCAGCAGACGCUGCCCAAUCCGGAGGCCUUCAGCAGCGGCAACACCCUCACGGUGCACUCCACGCCACCGGCCAAGUUCAUGCCCAUCUCGCCGCGGGCCAAGCAGAACUUCCUCUUCCCCAAUGUGCCGAAUCCGCGGCCCUUCCUGUCGCAGCAGAAUGUGCCCACCGUGGGCACCACGGAGCUGGGCAGCGGCGGCAGCGUGGCCAGCACGGGGGUGGGCGCCGGGGAGCAGUACUCCAGCAGCCAGAGCGUCAACAUCCACCACUCGCGGGACCCGCACGCGAAGAUGAUCAAGGUGCGCAGCCACAGCAACGAGGAGUACUCGAACGCCAAGACGCAUGUGGAGAACCGCCGCCUGCUGCCGGAGAUACCCACCGUGCAGCGGGCAGCGAGCCGCUCGCCCAGCCGGCUGGUGCGGCAGGACUGCCUCAAGGAGGAGCACGGCUCGCGCACCUUUGGCGAGGCCAAGCAGCAGUUCCACCAGUUCCCCGACGUCACCGAGGAGCUGGAGGGCCGGCCCGAGUACGUCGACUACUUUGGCGACAGCUCCAGCAGCUUCCUCGAGUCCGACGAGGUGCAGUACGAGAAGAACUACAACGCGGGCUUCAGCAGCGAGCCGCGCAUCAUCUACAACAAUGGAUCCGACGACGGCAGCUACAAGCAGGCCCACCAGCGUCCCAUCUACAGUGCGGAGAACGUCCUGGCCGACUCCGGCUACGGGGGCGGGGGCCUGGGUGCGGGCGGCAUGGGUGUGGGCGCUGGAGUGUCCAACUACUAUCCGGACAUGAGCACUCCCCAGGGAUUCUAUGGCGGUGCCGCUCUGCCCCGCACCCCACUCAUGCACAACCGCCUGCGACGCCGUCAGUCGCGGGAGCUGCAGAUGCAGCAGGAGGAGCUGGCCCAACUCGCUCAGGUGGAGGCUGCCACCGGAGUCGAAAGUUUCUCCAUCGCUGCGGGCGCCACACUGGAGGUGAAUGCCGCCGCACGUCGCAAGCCGGACCAAAUGCGUUCCGUGUCCGAAGAUUCGGGUGCCAAGACCACGCCGAAGCCAGUCACGCGGCGCUCCUUCUCGCAUCCCGAGAAGGACAGUCUGCCGCCAAAGAAGUUGGAAACCUCGAAGAUACCCAGCCCCCGACCGCUGGCCGACAUUCUGGACAAGACGCGCGGCAACUCAAAGAUUCCACAGCCGCGGCGACGCAACAGCCGCACGGGCAUCGGCGAGCCAGAGGACGGCGGUAGCACGCCCCAGCACAUUUACUCCUUCCAUCAACAGCUUAUGCAUAGAAACUCUGAUUUAGCCAUGCGUCUGAAAAAAACAGAAAUUCCUCCUGUCGCCACAGUAGCCAGCGCCGAGGAAAAACCUCAGCCUGAGUCCCAGCUAGAGUCGGCAACGGAGCAGCCGUCCAACGGCAAAUCCCUUGAGUCCUCCUCGGCCAACACAGAAGCCAGCGACGCAAAUGCCCCAUCGGGCGCCGCACACACCAGCAAACUGGGCGAACAGGAGCUGCAGAAUGCAGUGGAGGCCGCUGCCGUUGUCUUCAAGAAAGUUGUCCUGCAACGGCGCCAGGAAAAGGAGAAGGAGAAGGCCGCCGAGGAAGCGUUGCAGCUGCCGGCCGCUUCCGGUGACGCCAGCGGCAUGGAUGCCAUGGAAACGUCGUCGUCGUCGGAGCUCGAGUUCAGGUGCACCACCACGCACGGCCUGCAGCAGCAGCAGUCACAGUACAGCGUCGAAGCCGACGAGUUCAAGCUCGUCUUUCUCAACUCGGACUCGUCAUCGUCCUGCCGGAAGGAGGAAGAGGAAGAGGAGGACGACACAGACUCAUCCUGCUCCACGCACCACUGCCACAGCAUCGUGAGCAAUGUGGAGGACUGCGACUGGGACUACUUCGAGCCGUCGAUGAUAGCCUCCACCACCACGACGACGACAAUGAUUGCCUACACGGCCACGCCCACACCGCCUCCACGCAUACGCCGCCGUUCCAGCGACAGCGAUUCGCCGCUCCUCCAGCGACGCCAACAGCAGCUGCGCAGCUACUGUCCCCGGAUCCGGGAGAGCGACACGGGCACCGGCACCGGCACGGACGAGGAGCUACUCCAGCACACGGAGAGCAGCUCCCAGACCAGCUCCGAUCAGACAGCACCCCCCGUGCCGCCACCCCCGCUCCCGAUGAGCAUGAAGACGCGCAUCAAGACGCGGUUCCUCAAGAGCAGCCACCAUCAUCACCACCAUCAUGCGCCGAGUCGCUGCAGCUGCAGUGCAGCCGCCGCCCCAUGCCCGCCAUCGCCGCCGCAGCAGCCCCAGUAUGUGCCCAUACCCGUGCCCGUGCCCAUACCCGUGCCCAUGGCCGCCUACCAGAACUGGCAGCUGGACUAUCCGGGCACCGCAGGCCCACUCCUCGAGCAGGACGACCCGCUGGCCGCCUCGCUGCAGCAAUUGUGGCAAGCGGCCGCGGCACUGGGCGGCUUCAAGUCCUCCGCACUGGCCGGCUUCAAAUCUUCGGCGCCGGAACUGAGCGCCUCGCUGGGCUCCCUGAUGACGCAGUCGCUGUGCUCCACCGCCUCGUCGUCUUCCUCGACCACAUCGGGAUACGGGACGGCGGCGGGACGCAGCCUGGAGACACUGACCGGCUGUCUCUGCCCGGCCGCCCGGGCUGCCAACUCGUUGCAGCAGCAGCGUCAAAUGGCCAGCAACAACAGCAGCAGCAGCCCCAGCAGUGGGGCUUCAAAGCCAACAACGCAGCCAACAAGUUUAGUAUCGUCGCGCCUUCCGUCGAGUGAGCAUCAGCGAGCGCGUCCCCCGAUCGAAUACAGCGAAACGGACGACAGCAACGCAACGCCCACCACUGGGGAGAGAUUGUGUAAUGUCUAUGAUAAAACCGGCGACGGCGACGGCGAUGGCGAUGGCGGCGGAGAGCCAGCGGCCCAGACACAUGUUGCUGUUGAUAAGCAACUGAAGGGGAAUGCUACAGAGGGAACCGCUCAGAGAGGGCCACACAAAUACCACAGCCGAAUUCUAUGCGAAACCGAGCAAACACAAACCAAAACGGCAACAACAGAAACAGAAACUGAAACAGAAACCUACCUGGCCAGAAACAACAGCCACAGCCAGAGCCACAGCCACAGCCAGAGCCACAGCCAAGAAGAAGUGGAAGCAGCAGACGAAACGAAUAUACAUAAAAAUCAAGUACCAGCAGCAGCGGCAGCAACAACUAGAGCUGAGGCAGCAGCGGCAGCAGCAGCAGCUCCUUCGGCCAUAACUCGUUUUGCAGUCGAAAAUGUUGGAAUUGCUGAAAAUGCCGAGAUUGUUGCCGCCGCGCCUAGAGAGCACCUAGUAGAGAAGGAGGCAGCAGCAGCAGCAGAUCCCAAACCCAAUCCCAGUGCCACAGCGAGUGCCAAGAAUUUGUCCUCCAAUCGACUUAUAGCCAAGAGGGCCACCAUGUCCGAGGAGCAGCACAAGAUGCGCGAGAGCACAGUGGGCCACUUGCUGAGCGAAAGCUAUGCGGCCAGCAGUCCGGAUGAGGCCAGCAGCAACAGCAGCUGCAGCGCAGAUGAGGAUCAGGCGGCACAGAGCCCACGCAAACUGGUGGAGCGCAGCUACGAUGUGGCUGUGGCAAUGCAGGCGGAACUGCAACCAGACCCAGAGCCACACCCACAGCUGCAGCUGCAACUGGAGCUGGAGCAGGAGCCGGAGCAGGAGCCGGAGCAGAUGCAUCACAGCACCACCACCGACAGCAGCAGCAGCAGCGAGACCAGUUCCAAUUCCAGCUCCAGCUCGGAGUCGUGUGACUCGGAUGACACCGGCACCGUGGCCGAUCGCCGGCCCAAGCGGCGGCGCUUCAACAAGGUGUUCGUCGUGAACCGUCAGCCGGGACAGGCGGGACAGCGGGUCAGAGCCAGACGCAGCUCCUCAACGGAGGGCGAUUCACUGUCCUCCUCGGAGGCCAAUCUGGAGGAUUCCUCCGACAACGAUACGGACACGGAGCGCACAGAUUGCGGAAUUGUUUUGAACUAUGUGAAGCCGCUGGGCGAGGCAGCAGCAGCAGCAGCACCUCUGGGUGAGCAGGCGGAGGAGGGGCAAGUGCAACGUGCACGUGACGCCAACGUCAACGAUGCCGAUGCCGAUGCCAAUGCCUACGCCAGCGACGACUACGACGACGACGACGACGACGACGAUGAUGACGAUGAUGAAAGUGAACGAUGCCGCGUUGCCAACUCAAGCGAUGAGCUUGCCAACUGCAUUGUAGUGGUGGGCGGGCAGACGGACGACGGCGACGGUGUGGUGCUGCACGGCAUGCGAUCUCUGCCAGACGCGGAGCCAAUGCAAUCAGAGCGCUGCGACUUGGAGCUGGAGCUGCACAGCAUCUCCAACGAUGUCAACCGGCUGCUGGAGCUGCACAAGCAAAACUCUCAGCUGGAGAUGAAGCUGCAGCGGCUGCGACGCGGCGUUGCCGAAAUCAAUGAGGAUCACCUGGCCACCACAUCCACAUCCACAGCCAUGGGCACUGCUGUGGCUGCCGCCACCCAGGGGAAGCCCGUCGAGUGCAGCCCAGAGGGUGAGGGCUGUUGGUCAUCGCCAGGUGGUAAUCCGCCCGCUUCUCCUUCUCGGAAAAGCAUUGUAAAUGUUAAUUCUAAUGACGAAAGCAGCCAAAGAGAGGCAGAAACAACAGAGGCAGAAACAACAGAGGCAGAAGCAGCGAAACAAAACGAAAACGAAGCGAAGGGUAAACACAAUGUAAACGAAGAAGCCGCAGCAACAGCAACAGCGGCGGCGGCGGCGGCUACUCUCGGGUUUACCUGCCAUCAUCAGAAGCACAGGCAGAGGCAGAGCCACAGCCAGAGCCAUGGACAGAAGCAGGUACCUGCUGUGGCUCGAGAGCCGGAGAGCGGCAGCCGAAGCGAACGCUCAAACUCGCACUCGCGCGCUCUCUCCCACUCCCACUCGCACUCGCACGCUCUCUCGCGCUCUCGCCUACCUGUUGCUCAGGGCCAAGCCGAUUUCGGAGUCGAAGUGAAGUCGCAUUCGGAGUCGUUGCGCUCGCCAUUCGAACAUGAAAUGUUAAACGUUGCGGUCGAGGAGGAGCCAAUAUUCGGCACACACCUGAGUGCGAAUAUGCUGAAUACUCCGACAGCAACAGCAACAACAACGGCCAGCAGCCCAAGAACGUCGCCAGUGGAGAUGGAGGGCCAGAGUCCCAGUACCUCAGCCAAGAAUUCACUCUCGGCCAAGUAUCGCAGUCUGGUCAUGAUCACAAAAGACAACGAAAGUGCAGCAACAGCAGCUGGAACAGCAGCUGAAACAGCCACAACAAAGGCCAAAAGCGAUUACGACAGCAACCACUUUGGCCAGAACUUUGGCGGUGAGUCAUUGCGCGCCAUUGAGGGCUCGGAUCUUGUGACCAGCGAUCGGGAAUCAUCGCGCGACUCCUACAGCGUGGACUCGCUCAACGAACCGGCGCCAAAGAUCUGCCUGGACGAUGGCCUGGCCGACGAUGACUCCUGGGUGGAGGAGCUCAGCCAGCACGAAAACGAAGACGAAGAAGAUGAGGACGAGGAUGAGGAGGAGGAGGAUGAGAACAUAAGCAAUGCCACCACCACGCCGACGGCCACCGAUUCGGAAGAUGCCGAUGGCGAUGGGGACAUGAACAGACGCCACAGCUACAUGGACAGGGAGGAGGAGCUGCGCGGCUACCACAGAUCGGCCAUUGACUUUACGCUGCACACCAUCGUGGAGGAGAGCUGCGAGGAGAGCGAGGUGGCCUCCAUGCGGGCGGACAACGAGGACGCCGACGAGGAGGAGGAUCUGGCCGAGCGUCGCCGCCAGCGCACACUGCAGCACCAUCACCGCCUCAGUGCCUCCGAGCUGGAGAAGUACUUCUUCUUUGGACUCGGCGACGGCAAGGUGAUGAGCUCCAUUGACACGCGGGGCGACGACACCGCCUCGGAAGUGAGCUCGGAGUGUUCCGAGGGCAUCGACUCGCUGCCACACGAGGAUCAGCUGCUGGACGGGUGCAACAGUGCCACCGAUCUGGCCUCGUCCCGCCUGGAGAAGUACUUCCUGUCCGGAUUCAUGGGCUUCAGCGGCGCCGAGAAGCAGGCGGAAAGCGACGAGAGCGGCGGCAGCGUGGGCAGCGACAGCGAGGGACAUCCGAGUCCCAGCCAACGAAGGAAGCGACUGGUACGCGCACGCGGCACUCCGCGCAGCCACAACUCCUCGCUGGACAACCUCCUGCUGCCGGAGACGGACACCCUGGACGCCAGCACGUGUCCGGCUGCCAUGGCUGUGGAGGACACCUCCGAGUCGGAGGCCGGAUGCGACGACACGGUCAUCCAUCUGGCCAAUGCCGGAGCCUCGGAUGGCUCCUCCUCGGACACCAUCAAGCGCAAGAAGCAGCUGCGCAAGCGCCACGACUCUCUGGACGAGAAGAAGAUGCACGAGGAUGCCCUGGCAUUGGGUGGCGGCCCCGAGUGUCGCACGCCCACUCCCGGAUCGAUGGGUGGCAGCUCGAGCCAGGGACAGGGCCAGGGCCAGGCCAAGAAGCAGCAGCACCACCACAGCCGCGACAGCGGAUUCGUGGGCAGCAACGAUGAUCUGCUCAAGGCGCCCGACUGCGAGCCACCGAAAUCUCCGACUCCGGCCCUCGAGCAGAUCAGCGAGGACCGCGAGCCGGCGCCGGCCCUCGGUCUGGCGGCCAAGCUGGAACUGCCGAGCACCUCGGCAUCGGCACUGGCAUUGGCCAGUGGAGCGUCCGGCCAGGGUCAGCGGCCCAGGCCAGUGCCUCCCGUGACGACCAGUUCGAAUCUGGUGCGGAAGGACAGCUUCAACAACUGGAGCUCCGACGAGGAGACCAACCUGAUGAUGAGCAAGAUGCGGCAGUUCUUCAAGACGCUCAUCGUGGCCACGGCCAAUGCCCAGCAGAGCAAACCCACCACGCCCCCCAUGCCCAGCGGCACCACCACAAGCACAACGACGCCCAACUCGCAGCGGAAAUUGGCCAAGACGCGACCCGCACAAUUGGCCUACUUCGAGAACGAACUGACGCGCCUCAUGAAGACGGUGCCGGGCAUCAACGACGAGCAGGUGCGCGAGAUCGUGGAGUACCUGAGCAGCGAGGACACGUGGUCGGACUCGUACGACUCCUCGGACUACACCAGCUCCGAUCUGGAGGGGGGCGAGCGCAAGGGACACCUCAAGGCGCAGAUCUCGGCCAGCUGCCAGCAGAUCAUCAACAAGUUCGAGGUGGACGAGGAAGGGGACCGCGGCGACGGCGGCCUGCUGGACGAGGUGCAGAGUCUGCACGGAGACACCGCUUUGGUCUACCAGAAACUGGUGGCCUCCUUCAGCAAGGUGGCUGUGGGUGGCGCCGCCAGCGCAGCAGCGGAAACAGAACCCGAAUCCCCACAGAUGGCAGCGCAGGAGGAGCAGCAGGAUCGGGAUCAGGAUCAGGAGCCAGCGGGCAGCACGGAGCAGCGAUCGCCGCAGCUCUUUGCCAAGGUGAUGCAACACAUUGGCACCCGCCUGGUGGCCCUGAUGCACGAGGUGAGCAGCGGGAAUGAGACGCCGACACCCUCGCCGGCCACCGGACAGGGACAAACGCGUCACCAUCGGCGGCUGCAGGCCAAGAUCUCGGCCACAACGACAGAGGAUGAGGAGGACGAGGUGGAAGAGCAGCUGCGGGCGAUGCCCAUCAAGCAGCUGAAGCUGCGCAGCAGAUCCCACGAUCUCCUCCUGGACGGACCCCACACGCACGGCCAUGCGCAUCCAGCUGGGGCGCAUCAUGCAGCGGGCUCGGCAGCCGGAGGAUCGGCCGCAGGAGGGGCAGGACACGGCGACAAUGCAGGGGAGGAGUGCGGCGUGGCCAGCGACUACGAAAGGUUUUCGUGGCGCGGCAGUUUUGAGUCGGCAUUACUGGCUAAUGGCGACAGCAGAACGAGGCUCAGUCAGCUGAGCCAACUGGACAGGGACAACUCGUCGUCUGCGUCCGCUUUGGCUGUAGCAAAGCGCCGAUCGGCAGGCGACCUCCUCUUCAGUCAGCACCAACAGAGCCUCAGCCGCGAGCAGCUGGACCGCGUCCGAUCCUGCGGCAGCAUCGGCGGCGGCGACGCCCACCACCAUCAGUUGGAGGCCUCGCCCGCGAAGCCGUGGCUCUCCUCGGCAGGCUCCUCCAUUGGCGGCGACUCGGCCAAGGAUGUGCGUCGCUCCAGCGUACCGGAUGCCAUCUACGAGACGGACUCCAGCGACGAGGGUGGUGCCCAGAACCAGUUCAGCGGCGCCCGCUCCACCCUGCCACGCAGCCUGACCAGCGGCGGCCAGGUGGCCAGCACCAACUCCCUGCCCCGACUGCCCACCUCCUCGGUGGGUGCGGGUGCGGCGGGGCCCAUCACCAGCACGCCCAAGACCAAGUCGCAGAGCGCCCUCAACCACACACCCUCCUGCCCCGCCAGCAGUGCCAAAAGUGCACGCUAUCGCUCGCCCGGAUUGGCAGCCCGUGCCGCUGCCGCCAGCAAUAACAGCAGCAGCAGCAGCAGUGCUGCCGGCGGAGGAAUGGGUGGAGGUGGAGUUGGAGGUGCCACCACCAGUGGCAGUGGCAGCAAAAAGCUGGGUGCGGGCUUCCAGUUCCUGUACUCGAAGCGCGAUGCGCGCAAACGUCUCAACAUGUCAGCGGAAGAGGCCAAAGUGGCCGCCGAGGAGCUCACACAUUCGCCGGUGAUUGGACAGCGGCAGGCGGCGGAGGCGGUUGCCACCGCCAGUCCCGUACAGUCGCGUGCCUCCAAUGAGGCCUGGCCGGUGCAGUCGGACGAGGACAUCGACCGCCUGGUGGCCAUGCAUCAGAACCGCAGCAGUCUCAGCUCUUUGGGGGUUCGCUCGGAGUCCAUGGCCAGCGUUUACUCUGGCGCUGGCGAGGGUCGCUAUGGCACUGUGGUGGUCAAGGGUCAGGUGGAGUUUGCCAUGCAGUACAACUACAAGCUGGCCGCCCUCGAGAUCCAUGUGGUGCGCUGCAAGGAUCUGGCCGCCGUCGAUGCCAAGCGCAAUCGCAGCGAUCCCUAUGUGAAGGUAUACCUGCUGCCGGAUAAAUCAAAGGCAGGCAAGCGGAAAACCAAAGUCAAGAAGCACACCCUCAAUCCCGUCUUUGACGAGACGAUGCGUUUCCACACGUCCAUCGCCAGCCUGGAGUCGCGCACCCUGUGGCUGACUGUCUGGCACUCGGACAUGUUCGGGCGUAACGACUUCCUGGGCGAGGUCUCCGUCAAUCUGCAGGGACGUGUCUUUGACAAUCCCCAAUCGCAAUGGUAUCUCCUCCAGGAACGGAGCGAACCCUUCGAUGAGGUGGCCACCUAUCGCGGCGACAUUGUGGUGGGCCUCAAGUACAUUCCCCCCGAAAGCCUGAAGUCGUCGUUCUUCUCGCGUGGCUCCUCCCUCACGGGCAGCUCCUCGAACCUGCGCAAAUUCGGUGGCAGCAUCAAAUCCGUCGCCUCAAAGUCGGACCGCACUGCCAAGGGCGGUCAGCUGCAUGUGCUGGUCAAGGAGGCCAAGCAUCUGAGUCCGAUCAAGGCCAACGGCAGCUGCGAUGCCUUCUGCAAGAGUUAUCUGCUUCCGGAUCGCACGCGCAGCUCCAAGCAGAAGACGCCAGUGGUAAAGCGCACGCUGCAUCCCACCUGGAACUACACCUUUGUGUACGAGGAUGUCUCGCUGGAGGACUUGUCGGAGCGCGCCUUGGAGCUGACCGUCUGGGAUCACGAUCGGCUGGCCAGCAAUGAGUUUGUCGGCGGCAUACGUUUCUCCUUGGGCACGGGUCGCAGCUAUGGCCGCCAGGUCGAAUGGAUGGAUGCCACUGGCAAGGAGCUAUCGCUGUGGCAGAAUAUGCUGGAUCGACCCAAUUUCUGGGUGGAGGGCAGCUUGGUGCUGCGCUCCAGUCUGGAUGGCAUUCGAGCCACAUUGCCAUAGGAGCACGAGCCGGAGCCAGAGCCUCCACUUGCAUAUUAGUAAAUUAUUUGCUAGAAUCCACAAGCCACAAUCCACAAAGUUGCAGUUAGAGUUUGCUGCCCAUGGGCACAACAUUGUAUUGUAUUGUAUUGUAUUGUAUUAACUAUCGAUUAAGCUACGAUGACAGUCGAUAACGAUGACUCUGAGAAGCAUUAUUAUUAAUGUUCUAAGUAAAGGCAUAAGUCAGUUACAGUUACAGAUGCAGAACUGAACUGAACUGGACUGACUGGCCUAAUUAAUUGAUUGUUUGUUUGUUUGCACGUGGCCAGAGUGGCCACAUCCACAGCUAGAGUUAAGUUUAAGUGUGUAGGAUCAUCAUAUAUGUAUGGAUGAUUCCUGAAUACUCGUACUCGAAUAUGGCGAUGACGCUGCACGCACCCAUACCCCACAGACGUAAAUAAACCGAGCGCAAAUAUAGAACAAAACGCAGAGCAAAACGUUAUCUAACGUUAUGGCAUUACUCUACUUAUGGCAGCGCAAUUCUCAGUGCAGAUAAAAAAAAAAAAUAAAAAAAAAAAAUAAAACUGUAAAGCAGCAAAACCACGAGAACUACAGUAUGAAGCGACGAUGAUGACGCAGCCCAAGGGCUGCCUGGGCUGCCUAGAUAAUUAGCUCUACCAUGUUUAUAUGUGUAUUCUUUCCCAACCUCUCUCCCUCUCCCUCUCUGAGAGGCACUUGCAAUUCGCAUACUGUAUGCACUUAAAGCUAAACACGAUAAAAAAGCUACAACUAAAAUACUAUAACUAAAGUAUAGUUCAAAACGAGACAUAAGUUUACCAUGUAUACCUAUCCAUAAUAUGCGCGGAAAAUACAAAUAACAUUUUUUUGUAAA